Molecule: messenger RNA, 11041 nt
Organism: Chelonia mydas (Green sea turtle)
Lineage: Eukaryota; Metazoa; Chordata; Testudines; Cheloniidae
Gene: TMEM179
Product: transmembrane protein 179
Exons: 4
Coding region: 135-833 (232 amino acids)
Source: RefSeq, a predicted model, not a curated record
GCUCGCUCCGGAGCUGGGUGGCGCCGCCUGGCCGCGGCUCCCGGCCUCCUGCGCUCAGCCCGGGGGAGGGGUCCCCAGCGCGCAUCCUCCCUGCCCCCGGCCGGCUGCGGCAGGCUCCCGCCCCUGCGCCCGCCAUGGCGCUGAGCAACCUGCUCUUCGCCCAGUGCGUCGGCUACUUCCUGGCCUUCCUCUGCAGCUUCGUGGUGGUGGUGCCGCUGUCCGAGAACAGCAACGACUGCCGCGGCCGCUGCCUGCUCUUCACCGAGGGCAUGUGGCUCAGCGCCAACCUGACGGCGGAGCGGCAGCGCUUCACCGUGCAGGAGUGGGGGCCCCCGGCCGCCUGCCGCUUCAGCGUCUUCGCCGGGCUGCUCUCGCUGCUGCUGGCCGCCGCGCAGGCCUGGCGGACGCUCUUCUUCCUCUGCAAGGGCCACGAGGACUCUUUCUUUUAUGCCUUCCUGAAUCUGCUGAUCAGCGUCUUUGUGGUUUUUGUCAUCUUUAUUGCUAGCACUAUAGUGAGUGUAGGAUUUAACAUGUGGUGUGAUGCUGUUACCGAAAAAGGAAGCAUGCCAAAUAGCUGUGAAGAACUACAGGAUAUAGAUCUUGAACUGAAUUUAGAAACCUCUGCCUUCUAUGAUCAGUUUGCCAUUGCACAGUUUGGUCUCUGGGCUGCCUGGCUGACUUGGCUGGGAAUUACCAUUUUGGCCUUCCUGAAGGUUUAUCACAACUACAGGCAGGAAGACCUGCUAGACAGCCUGAUCCAUGAGAAAGAGCUGCUGCUAGGACGAUCCUCUUCACGAACCUUUUUGCAGGAUGAGAAAAGUGGCAUGAUCUAAUAUGUAAGCCACUCGAUGGUGCAGGUUGUAAAUUUUAUAAUUCAUUAGCACAAGCUGAAGUGAAGAGAAUUGGUGAGUGUGUGAAAUCAUUGCUUUCCUGAACUGAAAUUUAAUUUAGAAUUAUACAGUCCUUUAAUGAGAAAUUGUCAGAAGCCAUAUUUCUGUUAGGAUAUAGACAAUGAACUGUAUGAUACAAUAGGCUUCCUUUCCUGUACAUACUGGGAGCAGAACUAAUUAUGCCUGUGUAUGAAGAUGGCUGUCCCUAUCAGGGUUCUAGCAUGCUUUUCCUGAUUAUUGAGGGAAGGAUGUUUUCUGAGAACUGUGCUAACAAAACCUUGCUAAAGACCACCCCUUUAGUGUAGUUUGCAGCAUGGUUUCAAUGUUGUUCUAGCUAGCACUGCUCUGACCUACUUAUGGAAAGGGCCUUUGAUACCCCCAAAUUUGCUGUAUACAUAUGAAGUAUUGCCAACAAUUUUAUAACCCUUGCUCCCAUUUGAUUUGAUCACUUUAGAACAUUUGGAGCUGUGUACCUGACUAUAUACUUAAUGUUAGAUAGAGUAAAAUUCGUACAGUGACAUAAGCUAUUACAGCAUCUUAAACGUACCGUAUAUUUUUGGAGGGAUUGUAGAGCCUAUUUAUGUUUAUGUUUCAUCUUAGACUUUGGCAUGGCCAGCAUUUAUUACUGCUUUGUAAAAUGUAGUCUAACGGGCAGUAACUGCAGCUUGCAUAGCAAGAGAUUAAUCUUAAUAUAUUAUAUUAAUGCUUGCUCUUUCAUAUAUGUAAUUUGAUCCCUAGUACUAUAUACUAUUCAGCUUCAAGUAUUAGAGUUUACUUGUGCUAUUUAUCUCAAACAGGAUAUGUGAAAUUAUUAUAAAUAGCUGCAUAGUAGAUCUAUGAAUGUCUCUAUCAGUACAGUAAACUGUAAAAACUGCUCAGUAAUCAUAUAGCUGGUUCUUUUAUGAACUGGGCUAUUUUCCCCCGCAUUGGCCAGGGGCUGCUCCAGGAUUCAGUAUUGCUACCCUGAAAAGGGAGAAGGGCCAUUUACUUUAUGUAGUCCACUAGGGACUUUGCUAUUGCUCUUAAUUUUACACAGAAAGUGCUCAGAUGGUAGGAUAAUGGGUGAUAUUAUAAAACACUAAAAUAUAUCCAACGAUUAGGAACACAGAUAAGUCAGAGGGCAGUGGAAUUAUUACGCUCGAGAAUGAAUGCCUUGUUAGUAUAUAGAGAGACAAGAUGGACGAGGUAAUAUCUUUUAUUGGACCAACUUCUCUGGGUGAAGAGACAAGCUUUUGAGCUUACACAGAGCUCUUCUUCAGGUCUGAAAAAGCCUGAAGAAGAGCUCUGUGUAAGCUUGAAAGCUUGUCUCUCUCACCAACAGAAGUUGGUCCAAUAAAAGUUAUUACCUUACUCACCUUUCUCUCUAUUAUCCUGAGACCAACAUGGCUACAAUAACACUGUAAACAAUAAUUGUUAGUAUAUAGGCUAUAGUCAUCAGGUACAAAAGGAAUCUGAGGCCCCAGUUUAGCAGAGUGCUUAAGCAAAUGCUUAAUUUUAAGCAUGUGACUAAUACCACUGACUUCUGUAAACUGCUGAAUCACGGUCUGAAGGCACAAAAAUCACUCAGACUUACAAUACUUCUGUUGCACAGACUCUGCUGUGUUUCUGAGAAUCUAAGAUUUUGUGUAUGGACUAACGGCCAAACUGUUCCCAUAUGUGGGAAAAACCUAUGUAGGGGAUGUGAAACUCUGUGAAUUGUUCAAUCAGGGGAGCUGGCUCUUGAAAUCUGCACAUCAUAGAGUUCCAGACGAUUUCCAGAGACUAGAUCUCUCUGAACAGGGUUUCUAGAAACAAGGCCCAUCUACACAGAGGCCCUGUUUCCAUGUACUGGUUCCUACCCACAAAGGAACAAAAUUCCUGCAGGAGCCAUACUGCCACAGCAUUCUCCAGCUGUGAAUUCACAUCAGGGAAGGAUUUUAAGGAGAUGGAGAUGGAGACCAAGUAUGUUAAUGUCAGUUUAAGGUUCAGCAUUAAGGCCUCCAUCCAGCAAGUUACUUGGCCUAAUUUUGAGCAUGUGGUAAUAUCACUGACUUCCAUGGUGCUAUUCACAUGCUCAAAAUUAACUUAAGUAAUUUUCUGGGUGGGACAUAAGUUACUUCUUGUUGAUGUAGAAAGUGGAUGUCUCCCCAUCACUUCCUAUCCUAGACAACAGAGGCUGUCCUUUUGGGAAUGCUUCCACUGGUUCUGGAGAAGAGUAUGAUGCUGUGAAGAUGAGGCUGUCCUUCCCUCCACUUUCACACUGCCUGCCUCCCCGCAGACGCCUGGUUGUCUUUCUCCAAUCCACUGUCCGCCCCAAAAAAGAAGAGAAUAUUUGGCUCAAAGUUUCUAGUCUGUUUGGUUUUGCAGAUAACUUUUAUUCUAGGAAUUAAAGCCCUUUCACUAUCUUGUUUGUUCUUCAGCUCAAUAGACUAAAUCUGGGAUUUUCAAAAGAGACUAAGGGAGUCAGGAACCCAAUAGGAGUUGGGCACCUAACUCCCUUAAAUUCCUUUGAAAACCCCAGCCCAAAUUGAUAUAAUACAAACAGGUGAGAGAAUGUCUCUGUUCAUCUGAAUCAGGUGGAAUGAGUUGAGGUAGCUAGUUAGGAUGGUUCAUUAGGGCUUAAAAGCAAAGAGCUUUUCAAGGAAAGUUCCCUAGCAGCUCAAAGGAAGAGGACAGAGAUUAGCAGCUAUGAAGCUAGUUUAGAAGAAGGCAAACUUCUGAGCUAGGUUGUCAGAAGUAGUUUAGUUUUAACCUAACUGGGCCUUUUUGUUUGAGAACAGUUUUCCUCUAGUUUUCAGUCUGUGAGAAAGCAUUCUGCCAGCUCAUAUUCUAAAGCUGAAACACCCAGGCCAAACUACUUGUGCCAAAGUGAGGGCUAGGGCAGAAAAUACGGCCAGGGAUGAGAAUGUGAACUUGUUCUUUUAUAUUUUGCAGCAUCCAAGUUACUUUUUCUAGCUGUAAAUUACCAAGGCAUUAUUGAGUUAGGCACCAUUAUUAAUGCAUCACCAUUCUUUGACCUUUCAAAUUCUUCUUUAAUUUGCAUUGUCCAAAACCCCAUGCCUGAGACCCUAGUAGUUUAACAAGGUUGUGCAUUUCAUGUAACAAAACUCAGCAUUUUUUUUUUUUUGGGGGGGGGGGGAAGGAUUGUAAGGGGGGAGUGUUUCAGUGGUUUUUGCCAUUUCCGCCCCCUAUAUAUCUAUUGCUGCUGCCCAUAGCAAAUACCCAGAUACCCUUGUUAAGAAUGUGGCCUGCAUUUAUUUUGCUCAGGGACAUACUGAUGUUUAAAUCAGACUCAAAAGACCACCUUUUUGGCCUACAUAAAAUGGCUGAUAGUAACGAAGGUAGAGUUUACAUAGAGCCUUAUUUAUUAAAAUGCAAAUAGACACUGUUCUGUUGAAUUGCUACAACACCAACAAGGUAUUGACACACAAGUAACCUGCUACGUUAGAUACAUUCCAGAUGCCCUGGCUUCCACGAGUGCCCUUUUCCUGUUCGCAAAACCACUUGGGUUAAGGAGUUAUGUUCAUUGCUGACAGAGGACAUAGUGCUAGAAAAACCUGAUCGAGCUGAGAAACUGUAAAAAUGUGGUUUUGUUUUUUAAAACCAAAACUUCUUUUAAGGGAGCUCAAGUAAAACAAUAGUUUGGAGCAAAGUGUUUUUAAAAGGGCAGAAAAGCUUGUAAAGUCCUGUCCCUUAAAUAUUCAAAGCAUCAUGCAGUGUUUCAUCCCUGAAUCUCUCACGGGUAUCACGUAGGUAAAACUCUGCAGCUUUGCUUUGGGAAUUUAGGGGAUUGUGCUUGUUUAUGAUGCUGCUGAGAGAAAUAUGUACUAUAACAAAUGAAAACUCAGAUAAGCAUGAUUUGUUGAUGAAGGUGUUCAGUAUUAGAGAGGGGUGUGUGUGUGUGUACAUAUGCACACAUAUGCCAUGUUAAAGGUGUUGUUAGGAUAAUCCCCAUUAUUAAACCAUGAUAUUGAUGUAAAAUCCCCUGUAGACAGUCACAGAAUAUGUCAGAAUAGCUUACAUUUCUACACUGCCUUUUUUUUCUUUCUUUCUUUCUUAUCUGCAUGAUGCCACUUAGGAUAUGGAUACCUCUCUCUGUUAUCAAACAAUUUCACUGUUAGUAUGACUGAGUACUAGUUCCUAUCCCUCAAGGUUUAUCCUCACUUACGCAGAGUAUUAGGGAUUACUGUUUAUACUUUUAUAUAAUCUUGAACAAGACAGCAUAGUUAUAGAUGAAGGUAAGAGAAGUGUUACAUUUUGUAGAUUGAAAUACAUUGGAAUCCUACAUGACUGGAGGAUGACAUUCCCUUUGAACAAAGUUCCUAAUGUAACAUGAAUGUGCAUUGACUCCUUGAUGCACAUUAACCCUUUGAUGGAAGUAUGACUAUUAAUUAGGACAUAGUAAUUAAUGCUUAUUCAAAAUAGGUGUCAAAUACCUUAAAGUAUAUUUUCUUAAAAGCCUUAAUCCUUCAAUUGUCAAAACUAAUUCUUCUUCUGCAACAGCCUAGCAAAUGAUGUAAGACCCAAAGCAAUUAGCAUGGUUUUUUUUUAAACAGUGAUCCAUCAAUUGGAGAAGAAAAGUAAAUGCAAGGAAGGGAAGAAAGAUGUAUAUGAACUGCAAUUAUAUACUGGUAGGACUGUAGAGGGGAAAAUUCAUUUUAAACCCCAUUGGUUUUAUUCAAUUAGAUGAGAUAAUCAGAAGCCAGAUCCCCAGCUGGUGUAAAUUAGUGUUGCUCCAUUGAAGUCAAUAGAGCUAUGUUGAUUUACACCAGCUGAAAAUUGGGCAAUUUAUAUUUAAAAGCAUUUGAACACUUGCUUCCCCCUUCAGAGCCAUAUAUGCAAAUAUCUGGUUAAAUUGACAAGGGCUUUGAUAGUAAGUCACAGAAAUGGAUGACAAAGCUGGUCAGUCUCUGGUGGCCAAUUAUAUGGUAUCUGGUAUAUCAGGACCUUUCUGAAUGUAUUUGUUUUUCUUAUAGAGAUUACUCAUUUAGGGCCUGAUCCAAAACUCACAGAAGUCCACUGGAGUGUUUCUACUCUCUUCUUUGGGCUUUGGACCAGGGCCUGAUCCUACAAUCUCUGUGCGCUCAAAACUCUCAUUGAUAGGAGAAACAUAAUUGAGUGCACAAGGAGGGCAGGAUUGGACUCUCAGUUACACUGAGCCUCUAUUGGAAUUCUAGUCCCAGAAGUUCUUGCUUCUUUAUACAGAUUUAGUAUACUCAUUUCCCAGUCCUGCUGCUAGCAGUUAGCCUCUACUGAUUUUGAGAUGCAAAAAAUCAAUGACAGACUGACAUUGUGUGAAAAAUUGAUUCUCUGCAUUGUCUUUAAACACAUCAAUCCACAUAACAGUUUUGUAAAGUACAGUUUAAAAUGAGAAACCUCCAAACCAGAAUGAUCUGCAGACUAUUUAAUACAAAUCACGUGCAUUUUGGUAUAUGUGGUGUUACGCUGUAUACAAACACCUUGUUUAUAAUUCCUGUCCUCCAGUGUUUGCAUCCCAAACAUUCUCUGUAAAUCACUCACAGCUGCUUGAAUUGGUUCUCCUUUAUGUAUAACAUUUGGCUGAUCAUACAAAUGGGUCAGAAUUAUAUUCUCUUAUGAACAUUUAGUUUGGGGUUUGAUUAAACUUUUGUGUCUACUUCAAAAUCAGAGUCCUGGGAGUGAACACCUGUGAACUCUGAGGAAAGUUUGCAUUCGGAUACAGAUCUGAAAUCUGUAGCUAGGGCUGCCCAAUCACUAAUCUUUGCUGAUGGAAAUGUUCUAUUUUGUCUAAUUAAGAUGUUUGUUCUGCAGGCAAAAACCCUGGAGACUGCAGUGCCCUUUUUAAAGUUUGUCCUAAGAGGAAUACCAGUUCAUGCACAUUCAGUUUCUAUUUUGCACAUAAUGAGAAAAGGCACAUGUACCUAACAGUGUUGGAAAUCUUGUUUUAAAAUGAUUUUGUCCCUGAUUUCCUCAAGGCCAAAAUGCACUGCAUUCCCAUUCUUUUCCUGCUUUAGAAAGAGUAAACUUUUUCUGCAUUAUAUUUCAGCCUUCACAGACAGACACACAGCUCAUAAACAUUUGUAUUUUUUUUAAAGUGACCAAAUCCUGAUAAAUUAUUUUGAUCCUAACGCUUUAUGGGGAAGGACAACCCUCUGAUUUAUUCCAGGCACAAAAGGAUCAGGCGAUCAUUUCAGUCUCUCAGAAACCCUAACCAUGGUGUCUGAAAUGCAUAACUGAAAUGUACGUUCACCUAAUUUACUUCACAAUGUAUGUAUUGCAAUGUAGCCUUAAAGUUGGCUGAUUGAUAAUGCCUCUUUAUUAGUGGUGCAAGUGGAAUCCAUUUCUUACUGGUACGGGGGGGAGGCUGCACGGGGGGCAUGUGACUCCUCCCCACCUUGCCCCCAUCCCGGGGCCCCCACACUCUCCCCAUCCCCUCCUCAUGAUCCACCCCCAUUACCUGGAGAGGGUGUUGUCCUCCUCCCGCAGUGUAGGAGAAGCAGAACGUGGGACCGCCCAGCAGCCCCACGCCCGCAGCUCCUCCGGUGCGGCUGUAUUGCCCCAGCCCUUCCAUGCAGGGUGUCCUCUGUCUGUACAGCAGCCAGGCCCGCUGGAGGACAGGACGGGCUGGGAGGUGGGGUUGGGGGCAGUACAGCAGCCGCUCAGGAGGAGAUGCUGGUGUGGGGCCGCCUGGUGGCCCCUCGUUCUGCUCCUUUCCCCACUGUGGUUCCCAGGAGAGCCCGGCGAUUCAGGGCUCUCCCAGGAACCACAGCAGGGAAAGGAGGAGAAUGCUGGCAGUUCCUUCGGUGGCUGUACCGCCCCCAGCCUCGCCCCCCAAGCCCUGUCCUCCUGCAUGACUACUACUGGGUGCCGGAGGACAUGCAUUCCAUGGAAGGGUGGGGGUGGGGGUUCUGCUUCUUUCCCUGCUGCAGUUCCCAGGAGAGCCCUGAACUGAAGGGCUCUCCUGAGAACCGCAGCGGGGAAAGGAGCAGAACGUGAGGCCACUGGGUGGCCCCAUGCCAGCAGCUCCUCUGGUGCAGCUGUGCAACCCCCAGGUCCACCUCCCGCCCUGUCCUCUGACGGGGCUGCUCUACAGACGGAGGAGACCCUGUGUGGAAGAGCUGGGGGCAGAACAGCUGCACUGGAGGUGCUGCGGGCAUGGGGCUGCUGUAUGUUCUGCUCCUCGUCUUUCCAGUACUCUGUACCAGCUAUAAAUAUCUUGCUAGUACAGCGUAGCCCGGACCGGACUGCUGCUCUUUAUUCUAAUAUUGGGAGAAGUAUUUGUACAAUAGUGUUUUCUCAUGGAAUUCUUGAGUAUCUUAUGUCUGGACAAAAGAUUGUGUUUAAAGUGAUAUUGCAUUAAUGUGAAUACCCCAACUCUUAAAUAUUUCUACCUCUAAUAGCUACUGUAGCUGUUUAAAGCAUCAUGGUUCCAAUUUUCAAAAACAUCCGACUUAGUCUAUUUUCAAAGAUGAUUUAAGUACUUAGAAGUAAAAUCUCACUAACUUCCAGAGAAACGUUGGCUCCUAAGCCACAGCCACUUUUGAAAAUGAGGCAUAGGCUCCUAAUUCACUUAGGCUCUUUUGAAAAUUUCCCCCCGUUCUUUCAUACAAGCCCCAAACCUGUUUCUAUUGAAGGUAAUUGUAAAAAGCACAUUCAUAGGUUCAUGGGGCCAAAUUCUCUGCUGGCAUACUGCCAAUGAAGUCAAAGGAGUUAGGCGAGGGGAAUAUUUGACCCAUCUAUUUUGCCUGUGUCUACAUUAUGAGCUGGGGGUCUGAUUUCCUUGCCUGUGUACACAUACUACCGCACUAGCCCUCCUUGAGCUAGCACGAGUGUUUAGGGUUGCUGCAGUAGCAUGGAUAGCAGCAGCGGAGGCUGGGUAUGUACUUGGCACAGCUAAGCCAUGCCUACGCUGCCAUUACUGCUACCUCUACUACCAGGGCUACACUGCUGUUAAAGCGCUCACUAGCUCAAUGAGCAGGGGAGCCACGCCCCUAGCUGGUAGUGUAAACCUAGCCUUGAAGGUUCAUCUAGCAUGACCUCCUUCAUCACAGAGUCCAUAGAAUUUCACCCUGUAAUUCCUGCAGGAGAAUCAAUUAUUCUUCCCUGCUAUGUACACGAACCCUAUCAAGUCCAAUAACUUGUGCAUGAACUGGAGCAUAUCUUUUAGGAAGAUAUCUGGACUUGAUUUAAAGACUCCAAGUGAUGAUGAAUUAGUCACUUCGCUUGGUAAAGUGUUCCAAGUGGUUUUAAACUGUUAAACAUUGACAUCCCUGGUGCAUGAUCAAGUCCCCCAGAGCUGAGUAUACUCUUCUUGUUAUGGUCAUCAAAAUCCUUUUGCAAAUGACUUUGAACAGCUCCUGCUGAAUAGCAUCCCUAAGGGGAGAAAAGACUGAAUUGGCGCUCAUAACCACUGCAGAAUGAUGGUAUUGCAAAGGAAAUCCAUUUAAAUAGGGCAGGAAAACAAAAAGGGUUUUGCUGUUGAUCCUGAGGAUACCUCAUGGGUGUUAGUUUGCAAAGAAGAUUUGGCUCUACUGCCAUCUAAUUGAUGUUACUCUAAUCAGUGAACCAAACUUAUACUCUAUUUACCAACUCAAACUGUGCAAUUUAGAAAUCAAUAGUGUGAUCUACAGCACAGGGCUAAAAGGUUUCUGCAGGUUUAUAAAAAAAAAACCCCACAGUACCACUGACAUCUCUUCUCCCAGGCUCAUUUCAUCCUCAAAACAUCCCUGCAAACUUCAGAGUGCACAACAGAUUAUAAAGAGUUUUACUAACAUUGUAGAACCACUCGAUCCUUAUUCCUUGUGUCUCUAUUUGAGACAGGAACCGCUCAUGGGAACUGGAGAAUGCAGCAUCCACAUAAAUCAGAAUGCAAAUGGAUAGCAAAGAAAGUUGUUAAUGUAUUUCACAUGAGGAAUUUAAACAUUCAUGUUCGAAGCAUGAAGGUCCCAGUUCUUCAGUCCCUAAGUAGGCAAAACUGGCAGUCAUUUUAGUCUUAGCGUUGCCCACGUGGUCAGUGUUGAUUCAAGUGUUAUAGCUUUACAUACUGCAUGUGGAACAAGUCUUUUUGAGAAAUGUGCUGGUCUACUCUCAGCUUUUGUAGGGCUUUAACUAUAUCAGUAUGAUGCCCUAGUAUAGACACAGUUAUACUGGUGUAAAAGUGCUUAGAUUGGUAUAACACCCCCCAAUUUUUUUCUGAGUGAGCAAACUGAAAUAUCUCUCUGAUUGACUCUGAAAGCUGUGCCUUUUACUUUGGCAAAUCAAAGUAUAAGAAAUUAAUAUACAACUGGGCCUUUCCCCUGUGUAGCUAUGAGGUAAAACAGAGUGAGUGUUCCAAAAUCACUGUAAAUUUGCCAUUAUUAAAAGGAGAACAUUAACAAGGUCAUUGUAGAUUUAAAGGGUGUGUCUUCAGUAUGUUACUGCCUGCAGAGAUUUAAAGGGUGCCUUUACUGCUUGUUUAAUGCAGAGUCUGAAUGCAUCCGAACCUCUUCUAGAUAGAUGCCUUGUGAUUUACAUAUUUGUGAACUACUGUCUCUUCUUGUAUCCACUUGGAAAAAGCUUUAUGACAGCCUAGAUGAACAUUAUUUUAUCCUGCUAAACAGGUCUGUGCAAUAGAUUCUUUAGGACACAAUUUUAACAGUUUUCAUAAUUCUUUUAAUCUCUAAAACCAAGAAUGGGCCAGAUCCUUAACUGGGGUAUGUGGCGUAGCUCCAUUUACAUCAUUGGAGCCAUGCCUGUUUACACCGACUGAGGAUAUGGCCCAGUAUAUUUUAAAUAUUAGCACUCAUGGGUUGUGUUAUCUAUUGCUGUGAUUAUUAACUGCUGAUUUGGGGGAUAAACUACAUGCAAUUUCACAGAACCACAGAGUCCGAAUAAUGUUUACUGUUGUUGUUUUUAUACAGUAGUGAAAGGGAUGCAGUUUAUUUACAUGCGGAAAAUCAGUUACUAGCAUUUUAAUGGAAUACUUUGUAAACAUUUGGCAAAAUGGAAAUAAUGAGCCCGAUCCUUCUGCCAGCGAAACCACUGGCAAAAUUUGUGCUGGCUUUGAGGGGAGCAGGACUGGGGUCAGUGUAACUAAUGUACCCUAGUAUUAUUGAUAUUGAAUGAAUGUGUUUUUAUAUUGAAUGCUUUUUGCUGGACAGUGCAUUGCACUUUUAUGAUUUAAGCUAUAUACAAAUAAAUUAUUUGAAAAUUCA